CUGCGCAAAGACGUUAACGCUCUCAGACACAUUCUGGGCAUCCAGAAAUUUGACUUGGGCAUUGUUUGCGUGGACAACCACAGGAUUCAGCAAAUCAAUCACAUUUACAGGAAGAAAAAUGUGCCAACGGACGUCCUAUCAUUUCCAUUCUACGAGGAUGUGAGACCUGGAAAACUGCCUUGUCCUCUACAUAGAGAUGAGCUGAACCUUGGGGACAUUUUCCUUGGGGUGGAGUUCAUAAUGAAGCAGUGUCAGAAGGAAUCUCUGGAUCUGCACGGUGCUCUGACAGUUGUCACUGCACAUGGCAUCUGCCAUCUCUUGGGUUACAGGCAUGAAACAGAAGAAGAAUGGGAAGAGAUGCUGCAGAAGGAAAACUACAUUCUAAGUGAAUACAACAGACUCACAGGUCGACAUCUGCUGCCGCUGAUGAAGAGAUGCAGUCAAGAUAGGUGA
This is a messenger RNA of Menidia menidia (Atlantic silverside), 453 nucleotides long. NCBI's taxonomy places the organism in Eukaryota, Metazoa, Chordata, Actinopteri, Atheriniformes, Atherinopsidae. The record is from the annotation of a GenBank genome assembly.